CGCUACCGACUCGAUCCAGCCACGUUCCAUCUUCCUCCUUUUCCUCGGUUUCUUCGACCUCAUAAUUUCACACCAUCGCCCAUCUUCAUUUCUUCUCUCUCUCUCUCUCUGUAUCUUCCCUACCAAGAUGGGCCUUUCAUGGAGCAACCCCAGAAGAAGAAGCUACCCGUACCCACCGCCUCAUCACCACCCGUACUACUACUCCGCGGACCCCCACCGCCCUCCUCCUCCUCCUCCUCCGCCACUCCCGCCGCCGCCGAAUGGCUACUUCUCCGCCCCUCCUUACCCUCCGCCCCACCAUCACCCCGCUUACCCCGCGUACCCUCCUCCGCUGCCCUCCUACUGCGGCCCAGUCUCGUACGGCUCGUGCGGCUACUCGGGCCCCGUGGUGGGUCGGGUCGGCCACCACCCCUACUACGCGAAUCAGGCCAGCGGGUGGCCCGCGGUUCCGCCCGCGACGGCGACGGCGGCAGCGGCGGCGGCGGCGGCGGCGCCUCCGACGGCCUACGUGGAACAUCAUCAGAACGCCAAGAAAGUGAGGAACGUGGUGAAUGUGCACAAGGACACGAUCAGGGUCGAGAUCGACGAGCACGACCCGAAUUGCCACCUGGUGUCUUUCUCGUUCGACGCGUUACAUGAUGGAAGUAUUACAAUCUUAUAUUUUGGCAAGGAAGAGUCCAAUUGUCGAUUGGUUCCCCUGUUUCCUGAAAACUUUGGGCCUGUGAAAUUCCAAUUUCAAAAAGGACUCAAUCAAAAAUUUCGUCAGCCUUCAGGGACUGGCAUUGACUUAGGCUUCUUUGAAUUGGAUGAUCUCUCAAAACCAUCUCCUGGAGAGGAUGUGUUUCCUCUUGUCAUAUCUGCUGAAACAUGCAUACAGCCUCAUUCAGUGGAUGACCAUUUAGUUAAUCCAGUGCUGAACUCCUCCUCUCAUGCGCAAACAACUCAGGCUGUUCUGGAGAAAAAUAAUGGUGGUCCUUUUCAUGUAAGAGUUAUCAAGCAACUUCUCUGGGUGGAUGGAGUUCGUUACGAGCUACGUGAGUUAUAUGGGUUAGGGAGCUCUUCAGCAGAAGGUUAUAACGACAAUGAUUCAGGGAAGGAAUGUAUAAUUUGCAUGACUGAGCCAAAGGAUACUGCCAUUUUACCGUGCCGACAUUUGUGUAUGUGCAAUGAGUGCGCCAGAGCAUUGAUGCAUCGGUCAAAUAAGUGCCCCAUAUGCCGUCAACCAAUCGAGGAACUGAUAGAGAUCAAGUUUGCCGGUGUUGAGAGGUCGUCGUCAUAGUCUGAGAAUGCUUGAGCUUGGAAAGAAGACCUGCACAUAUGUGUACAGAUGCAUCAGCAAGGAGCAGACGUUAGCUUUUAUUCACGACAACUCUUUUGUGUACUUUUAUAUUGAGCUGAGCUACUUGAUAAUGGUGCUGAGAGCAGUCCUUGUACAAAUGACACUGCUUUCCCCACUCACCCAAGUGUAGCGUGUAUGGUGUGAAAAGAAUUGUAGUUUGUAAGCACUAGUUGUAUGUGUCCUCAUAGUUAUCAGUGGUUUUUGUGAUUAAUUGAGAAACCACCGGUAUUUGUUUGGAAGGGACUUAAGCAACGCAUUUUCUGUUA
Eucalyptus grandis is the source of this 1605-nucleotide messenger RNA. RefSeq names its product probable E3 ubiquitin-protein ligase LUL4. Bases 128 to 1279 code for a protein of 383 amino acids. Gene Ontology annotation, molecular function: ubiquitin protein ligase activity. Gene Ontology annotation, biological process: protein ubiquitination. The transcript has 4 exons. Lineage: Eukaryota; Viridiplantae; Streptophyta; Magnoliopsida; Myrtales; Myrtaceae. The record is from RefSeq and is a predicted model, not a curated record.